Messenger RNA from Symbiodinium pilosum, 1101 nucleotides. The record is from the annotation of a GenBank genome assembly. NCBI's taxonomy places the organism in Eukaryota, Dinophyceae, Suessiales, Symbiodiniaceae.
AUGUCUCAGUGCCCGUGUCCAAGAACAUGCAAAGGCAGCAACGGGCUGUCAUCCUUUCGACUGUGCGCAUGUAAGGUGCGGCUACCUAUUACGUGGGCAGCCUUUGCAGAUGCCCUGCAACCUUUGGACAAGGCAACUUAUGGAGCCCACAGCGCAGAUCUGGACAUCGUCACCGUGCCGGAUCCCUUUUACAAGGAUCAAGCUUCCUUCGUGACAAUCCCGCGGCAGAUGCUGUCCGACUUCUUGCGCCAGGCAAAGCUCAGCGGACUGCGUGUGAUCCUCGAUAUUCACGCGUAUCCUGGGGGUGCGUCUCACGGAACCUACAACGGUGUGUGGCCUUUGAAGUGCGCAUUCUGGACGGAGAAGUCCAAGAUUGGGCCAGAGAAAAACUUGACGGAAGUCGGCAUGUGGAUCGUCGAGAAAAUGAUCCACUGGAUCGAGAAUCUGGACUUCGAGCCACAAGGCGCCAUUGCUGGAAUCGUGCUCAUGAAUGAGCCCGGGCACAUGAACCGUUGGAAGCAGUUUGCAGCUGACAAGGCCAUCCUGGCUUGGCUGAGCGAGGCAUCUGCUCGCUACUCGCGCUCAGAACUUCCCUUUCUGGGCAUCAAACUCUACAUGAACUUGGUUGAGACAGCUUUUCAGGACUUCGAAGGCGUUGUUGUCCCCUGGUACCACAGCACGUUCUCGCUUGAGGAGAGAAAGACUCGGGUGGUUGCUGAUGUGCAUUAUUACAUGGCCUGGGAUUACCACGUCUGCGACGGGCGAAGCGAUCCAUUCGGAGCCUACUCGUGCACCCAAAACUACCAAGGCACUUUGCGUGGCUGUGCUGAAGGAAAUGCUAAAAACAUGCGCCGACGCUGGAGCCAGCACGACGAGCUGGUUGCAGUGAGCGAGUUUUCUCUUGGCACGUUCGACCAGAUAGAUCUUGCCUGCAAGGAGCUUCCAGUGCUGGAAACGAUGCUGAAGGAACAGCUGGCCGCUUUCGCAAAGUACAACUUCGAGACCAUCUUUUGGACUUGGAAAAUGCCUUAUGCCACAGACUUCCAGCCUGGCUGGUCUCUCAAAUGGCUUCUCAGCCAGCACCAGGAGCGCAAAAAAUGA